Molecule: messenger RNA, 3139 nt
Organism: Bactrocera neohumeralis
Lineage: Eukaryota; Metazoa; Arthropoda; Insecta; Diptera; Tephritidae
Product: dynein regulatory complex subunit 6
Exons: 4
Coding region: 176-2281 (701 amino acids)
Biological process (GO): SCF-dependent proteasomal ubiquitin-dependent protein catabolic process
Cellular component (GO): SCF ubiquitin ligase complex
Molecular function (GO): protein binding
Source: RefSeq, a predicted model, not a curated record
UUAAACAUACUUACAUACCUAUGUGCUUAAGUAUGUGUUGCUAUUUCCAAAUUUGUGUUAUAUUCAUAUACAAUGUUCGGAAUGGAAUAGUUUAUAAAUUUGCCUUUGAAUAAUAUACAUAUGUAUAUAUACGUAUGUGCAAGCAAGUGUCAAGAGUAAUACAAAUUGACUGUCGAUGCAACAAACGUCCAAUUUUUUUAUUCCAAAAACAAUGGAGUCUUUUGAAUUAAAUGAUAAGGAUUAUAGAAGUUGGAAGCCCAGUUAUGGUGAAUUACCAAUGGAGAUUAUUCAACACAUAUUUCGUUACUUAAGCUUCCCAGAUGUACAGGUAGCCGGAAAAACUUGUCAGCGAUGGCGUGAAGCUUCUUUUAACACUGAAUUUUCUAAAAAAAAUAUGAUUAGAUUUUCAAAAGUUUGCCUUUCUGACAGGAGCUCACCUGCUCAAGACUUCCUUAUGAGCAACAGACCUUUUCGCAAUUACUACUUUGAAGAAGUUACUUUUGGCCCAAUAAAAAACAUAAUGAGUUACAUUGGAAAUACUGCAGAGGAAAUAAUAUUUGAUAAUGUUGAUGUGGGUGAUAAACAGUUUUAUGCUAUAAUGACCCUUUUACCAAAAAUUCGUGCAAUAACUAUAACUCGUUGUUCGUCGCUUUUCAUGUCUGGUUCUUUUUUAGACAACAUUGAUGAUCGCUUGUCUGUCUGUAUAAAUUUUUGCAGAAUACAAGAUCUUUCCUUGAAAGAUAAUCAAUACUUAUCAGAUGCCAUUUUAUUACGCAUUACAGAAAUGAUGCACAGUAUUAAUACAUUGGAUUUAUCUGGAUGUCAUAUUGCAUAUCACAAUGCUAUUCAACGACGGUUUUAUCCCAACGAUGUAGACGUCACACCAAGUGAAUCUAUAUUGACGUUCAAGUUCAUUAUGAGUAUAAUAUCAAUGCAUCACCAAAAUUUACGUAGCUUAAAUCUUAGUAAUACAUUAAUAGGUCCUACAUCACUAAUUGCUUUAAGUGAUCUAAGUUUCAAAGGGUUCCUAUUACAAAAUGUGGGGCUUGCUAAUUGUAGGCAAGUAAACAAUAUAUCACUUCAGUCAUUUUUAAAAAAACAGAAUAAGCUAUUGACACUGGACUUGUCCGGUACCAUCUGCGUUAAUGAUAGUUGCAUAGAUGUAAUUGUAAAAAAUCUUCCAUUACUGCAAGAACUUAAUAUUUCCGGCUGCAUUAAUAUUACAAACAAUGGUUCAUCAUUUUUGGGUGAGCUUAAAUACCUAAAAUGUUUAAACGUGUCGCGCUGCGAUGGUAUACAAUCAGAAGGUCUUACCCAUGGUAUCGCAGCGAAACCAAAUGCAACACUUUUAUAUCUGCAAAUGGCUCAUUUGCAGGUAUGCGAAGAAGCUAUAAUGGUACUAGCGAAAAAUCUUCCAGAACUCCGUGUUUUGAAUUUAUCGCAUUGUGUGAAUGGUGUUACCGAUGAAUCAGUUCAAUGUAUUAUUCAAAACUUGCGUUGGUUAAGAGACUUAUCUUUGGAAAAUUGUUUUCGGAUUACAGAUGUAGCAUUGACAGGCAUUAAUAUUUCGCAAGUAGUUCAUGCGCCGAACUCACAGAAUUCAAUUGAUAAACUACAUCAACUGUCACUUUCUUCUUCAGCUGAAGGAAAUAUUUCAAACGAUAGCAAUCAUUCAAUAAAGAUUUCGUUAAGGAGUAAAGCCGAAGAAGAGAUAGUUCGAGAUGCCAUAAGAAAAAAAGCCAUGGUUGCAACUUAUGAAAUGAACUUGAUUGGAGAAUGUGAUAUGGAGGGCUACAGUAUUAAGCAACUCCAAGGACUAAAAUCUUUAUAUUUAGGCGGUUGCAAUAAAAUAUCAGAUGUUUCUUUAAAAUAUGGACUAAAAUUUGUGGAAUUACAAAACUUAUCGCUUUCGAAUUGUCAACAAAUUUCGCUCUCAGGUAUUGAGCAAAUGGUACAUGCUUGUCCUUCAAUAGAAACACUUGAUCUGUCUGAUUGCGAAAGUAUUAAUGACAAAGUUAUACAAUCGAUUACAGUUAAUCUAACUAGACUUCGAGCGUUGCAUAUCAAUGGAUGCAGCCAGCUAACUGAUCACACUUUAGACGCUAUUUUAGUAAACUGCAAAAAUCUUCAGACACUUUCAAUACAUCGCUGUCGACGUAUAUAUACUGAUAUUGAAGAUAGACUUUCAGAAAUGUCUACAUUACGUGAUUUAAAAAUAGAUAAUUCACCAAAUAUAGACAAUGCUUGCUUACUUCGAUUGAAAAAACGUAUUGAUUACUGAUACUUCGCAGCCAUCUCUUUUAUUUUAUUUUUGUAUUAUUUUCAGCUGAAUAAUAAUGUUUAAAAUGCAAAGACAUUUUAAUAUAGCAAGAUGUUAUAGCUACUACAUAUGUGUUUAUACUUGUCAAUAAGUCUGUUAUAAUAGUUGUAAAUUGUAGCUUUAUGUACAAAACUGUUUUUAAAUAAAGUAUUUAUAUGUAUGUAUUGAAGUUUUGUUAAAUUAGUACGUUUGAAAUAAAAUAUUUAAAACAUUUUAAAUAAUGAUACAUUAAGUGCCGUUUUUUCAAUGUCUGGUUAGCACCCGUUAGCAACAUGGGGCCACUUAACUUACGGUUCACUCCUUGUGUGUCUUAAGGCCCGAGCAGGUCUUAAGCUGGCUCCAUCCAUUGCAUGUAUUACACCUGAUCGAGGCGUAUGUUGGACGGAGCCUUUUAGCGCAAAAGCAGAAAAAUUCCUACGGGCUCAGGUUAGAUGUUAUAAAGAAUACUAUUUUCAAAGAAUACGAAUAUUUAUUAAUUGAGUUUUCCAAAGAAUUGUUUGUCCAAGUGCAUUUUCGUUAGCGACAGUUAAUAAAAUGUACCACUAAUUCCACUAACGAAAAUGCAACAGUCAACAACUCCGAAGAAUUUUAAUAAUUUGUAUUUAUUGUUCAUUCAAGUGCAUUUCCGCUAACGAAAAUGCAACAGUUAACAAAAUGUAUAAUAACUUUAUUAACUGUAUUACUUUGCAAAAUGCACAAGACACAUUUCCUAAGAAUUUUUACGCAAGCAUUUAUUUUUAAGUUAUUGCAAGAAAGCAAAAUAUUAGUAUUUAAGAAAGUACAAAAUAAAACGGGGCUGAUUAUCGAUUAAACCUUCAA